Molecule: messenger RNA, 936 nt
Organism: Vicugna pacos (alpaca)
Lineage: Eukaryota; Metazoa; Chordata; Mammalia; Artiodactyla; Camelidae
Product: olfactory receptor 7A5-like
Biological process (GO): G protein-coupled receptor signaling pathway
Cellular component (GO): membrane
Molecular function (GO): olfactory receptor activity; G protein-coupled receptor activity
Source: RefSeq, a predicted model, not a curated record
AACAUGGAACCAGGAAAUCAAACAAGUGUUUCAGAAUUUUUACUCCUGGGGUUUUCCCAAGACUCAGAGCAGCAACCCAUUUUAUUUGGAAUGUUCUUGCCCAUGUUUGUGGUCACUGUGCUCGGGAAUCUGCUCAUCAUCCUGGCCGUCAUCUCUGACUCCCACCUCCACACCCCCAUGUACUUCUUCCUCUCCAACCUGUCCUUUGCUGACAUCUGUUUCACUUCCACGACCAUCCCAAAGAUGCUGGUGAACAUCCAGACACAGAGAAAAUCCAUCACCUUUGCUGGCUGCAUCACCCAGAUGUAUUUUUUCAUGGUUUUUGGCGGUAUGGACACCUUUCUCCUCACUGUGAUGGCCUAUGACCGGCUUGUGGCCAUCUGCCACCCCCUGCACUACUCCAUCAUCAUGAACCCCCGCCUCUGUGGUCUGCUGGCUCUUGUGUCCUGGCUCAUCAGCUUGACGUACUCCCUGAUCCAGAGUCUGCUGAUGCUGCGGCUGUCCUUCUGCACCAACUGGGUAAUUCAACACUUUUACUGUGAACUUGCUCAGGCUCUCACACUUGCCUGCUCCGACACACUCAUCAAUUACAUCCUGCACUAUAUGGUGACUGGUUUUCUCGGCAUUGUCCCCUUCUCAGGAAUCCUUUUCUCUUAUACCCAAAUUGUCUCCUCAGUCCUGAGAAUCCCAUCAGCUAAUGGGAAAUGUAAGGCAUUUUCUACCUGUGCAUCUCACCUGUCUGUGGUUUCUUUGUUCUAUGGGACAGGACUUGGUGUGUAUCUCAGUUCUGAUUCAUCUUCCUGGAGAGGCAUGGUCGCCUCGGUAAUGUACACUGUGGUCACCCCAAUGCUGAACCCCUUCAUCUACAGCCUGCGGAACAGGGACAUUAAGAGGGCUCUACAAAAAGUUCUUGGGAGAACACUCUAUGUUCAGUGA